UGGCAGACUCAGACUUCAAUUGUCAUGGAGACUAUCUCGGGAAUAGCUGGCCACUAGAUCAGAUCCCUUGCUAGGCGAGGACUAUCCACAUCUUCAAGGCAGUAAUCGACGCUAUUGAUCGCUUCUACAGCUCACAAGUGAUGAAUAGACGAGAGCCCUGUCCAAACUCACGCCUUCUCCCGUCCUUACCGACCUUCUGGUCCGUAUUCUUCAGCCCGUCAUUUCUAGCGCCCGUCGCAAUGAGGCAUUCUGCAUAUGCUUCAUCAAGCUGGGCUCCGGGAAUCGGGAAUACCGCGAAUAAUGCUUCACCUGGCCUAUUGCCAUUUGCUCCCCGUCUCGGCAUCCCUCCCGUCUUGGCAAAUGGGAGACUGGUGGAUUUGCCUAUCCGCUGUAGGCGAACGUUGACAACUGAUUCUAGCCAAUUGAGUAACUUUUCCUACAUGUGCAGUUGGCCGGGUUGUCAAAUGGCACAGCAAAGAACUGCACACUAUUCUGAUUGACUCCUCACUGCGUAUAAGCCAAACAUCCACAUACUGCGUUCAGCGGCUUGAUCCCUCUCUUUAUAGACACAAAGUUCCAAGCAGGCUGUUUACGCGGAUUCGAAAUCGGCUAAAGCCAACUAGCUUGAAACCAAAGUUCUUCUUUAGCAGCGGUUUCGCCUCGAGUCGGGAGCAUCCCGAAGUCUUCUGCCAAGACCGACACCCGGACUAUGUCGACCGCGAAAUGGCUAAAUCCAAGCACUAGUUAGUUAGCCUAGUACGCAAAGCAUAGUCAGUGACUUGAACUUUGGUCUCCGAUUUCGUAUCAUGCCGCACAAUGUUGCCAUUGAUCUUGCCGUCAAUCU
Molecule: messenger RNA, 844 nt
Organism: Trichoderma harzianum CBS 226.95
Lineage: Eukaryota; Fungi; Ascomycota; Sordariomycetes; Hypocreales; Hypocreaceae
Exons: 1
Coding region: 141-500 (119 amino acids)
Source: RefSeq, a predicted model, not a curated record